Molecule: messenger RNA, 855 nt
Organism: Trypanosoma cruzi
Lineage: Eukaryota; Euglenozoa; Kinetoplastea; Trypanosomatida; Trypanosomatidae
Exons: 1
Coding region: 1-855 (284 amino acids)
Source: RefSeq, a predicted model, not a curated record
AUGUCCGCGUGGGCCUCCGGAAGUCUGGCAGAGAAGCUAAAGCAGCAAAAGCUGGCCGCUGCGAACGGUAUUGGGACCGCUUUACUGCCUGCCGUUCCCACGGGCUCGGCCACAGUGAGCGCUAGCGGCCAAAAGAAGAACAACAACGCUUCACCCCCCACCCCGCCUGCGGUGCAGGAAGAUGUAGUGCCUAACGAGAACAGAAAACCGAUAGCCUCCAGCGCCUGCGAAAAGCCGCAGCUGCACGAAGCGGCGAAACCCGUCCAUCUUGGUCCCAUUUCUUUUCCCCAUGAAUUGGCGAAGCUGGUGUCGUCGGAGUUUAACUUUGUCGGUGUUGUGACGAAGGCCCCGAUGGCGUUGGGGGAGACCAGAGAACCUUUAACGCCCAACUUCCCGGAGAAGAAAUAUCCGCCACGAGCGUUUGGUUCAAGAAAUGCAUAUCACGAAACCUCACAGAUGGGUAACACUGGCCAUGCCUACCCGGUACAACAAAAUCAUCACUAUUAUUAUUAUCAUCAUCACGAGCAGCAGCAGCAGUAUCAGGAUCAGGAUCAGGCACAGAACCAAUACUAUUUUUAUAAAUAUCAGACACCGCAACAGCAACAACGUUCCAUGCAACAAGGCAUGACGGGGCAAGCUUAUCACAGUGCAUACAGCUCAUUACCGUAUAACAUGAGCCCGCAUGCCAUGCCAUACCACCCACGCAUGUACAACAGGUAUCCGGGCAUGAAUAUGGGUAUGGGUAUUUACGGUGGGAUGCAAGGAUAUGGACGUUUCUCGCUUCAGGGAAGACCUGCAUACUACCCACCACCGCAAAACCAUAUGGACCCGUACAUGUCGCCGCAUCAGCAGUAG